AUGGGCUCUACUUCGGCAGUCUCCCCUCAGCCACACGUUCCCCCUUCGGGCGUCUGGUGUCCUGCGGUCACCUUCUUCAACCAUACGACGGACUCCCUCGACCUGACCGCGCAGUCCCAGUACUUUUCCUAUUUGUCGCGAACGGGCCUGACUGGCUUGGUUAUUCUCGGUACCAACUCGGAAGCCUUCCUGCUCACUCGUGAGGAACGUGCUCAACUCAUCGCGACUGCUCGCGCUGCUGUCGGCCCCGACUUCCCUUUGAUGGCUGGUGUUGGCGCACACUCGACCAAACAAACCCUCGAACUCGCCCAAGAUGCCGCUGCCGCUGGCGCCAACUAUGUCCUCGUCCUUCCCCCAGCGUACUUUGGCAAAGCCACCAACAUGAACGUCGUUAAGCGGUUCUUCUCCGAAGUCGCGGCUAAAUGCCCUAUCCCCGUGGUCCUCUAUAAUUUCCCCGGAGUGUGUAACGGUGUCGAUAUGGAUUCGGAGACUAUCGCUGCCAUCGUUCGAGAAUCAGCUGCUGCCAAUGCCAAUGGCCAGUCCAACGUCGUGGGUGUAAAGCUCACCUGCGGUUCCGUGGGCAAGAUCACUCGGCUGUCGGCCACAUUCAAGCCCGAGGAAUUCGCGACUUUUGGAGGACAAUCCGACUUCCUCAUUGGCGGUCUCGCAGCAGGCAGUGCCGGAUGCAUUGCUGCCUUUGCCAACGUGUUCCCCAAGACCGCGUCGCGCGUCUAUGCCCUGUAUCAGAAGGGCCAGGUCGAGGAGGCCAGAAAGCUGCAGGGUCAGGCUGCGUUGGCGGAAAGCCCCAUCAAGAGCGGCAUCGCGUCGACUAAGUACGCAGUCUCUUACUAUACAGCUCCCUUAGCAGGCAUUGCCGGUGCAGAGGAGAUGCUUCACCCCCGUCAUCCCUAUGAGCCCGUGGCAGAAGCCUCAAAGAAGGCCGUUCGCGAGGUGAUGGCCGAGGUGGGAGAAAUCGAGAAGAGCUUGUAA
Molecule: messenger RNA, 990 nt
Organism: Penicillium cataractarum
Lineage: Eukaryota; Fungi; Ascomycota; Eurotiomycetes; Eurotiales; Aspergillaceae
Product: dihydrodipicolinate synthase family protein
Exons: 1
Coding region: 1-990 (329 amino acids)
Molecular function (GO): 4-hydroxy-tetrahydrodipicolinate synthase activity
Source: RefSeq, a predicted model, not a curated record